AUUUUCUUAACUCUUUUUUUACUCGAUAUCGUUCAUUGCUGUCCAAUAGUCAAAAAGUGAGGUUUAUCUACUGAAGUUUGUACGAAAAUUGUUUCCUUUUUUAUCCCCAAAAUUGCGAUGCAGGAACAUACAUGACGAAGUGUUAAUUAAAGUGUUAGUUUUUACGUUUUGCUUGAUUAGAGAGUUUUCUCAGCGGAAAGAACAACCUGGAGUAGACAGCUUGUCGAACGCAUCGGAAAAUCAAAUUAAGGAGCAGAAAAAUAGAGAUUUUGGGACGAUGUAUAGUAAAAUGAAUGGGUAUCCAUCCACAUUCAAGUCGAGUGGUGGCCGGCUUUGGGGAAUGUCACAUUCUCUGCCAUCAGGAAUGUCGAAUUAUGCGUAUGGGCAGGACUCAGAUUUUUCUUAUUCGUCAAGACCGCGAAUGUUCGAACUGCCUUCAAGUAGCACAUUUGGCAAUGUGCCUCAAACUUCAUCCUCAAGUACAAGCUCUUUAUCUGGAAUGAAUUUCGGACCUGGUGGCAGCAACUAUUCUGGAACAAAUCUCAUAGUCAACUAUCUACCACAGGAUAUGAUUGAACGCGAACUUUACUCGAUGUUUUCAACCAUGGGCCCAAUUGAGAGCUGUCGAAUUAUGAGAGAUUUAAAGACUGGUUACAGUUAUGGAUUCGGCUUUAUUAACUUUCUCACCGAGGAUGCAGCACAACGGGCUAUUAGAUGCUUUAAUGGAUAUACGGUGCGGAACAAGCGCAUCAAGGUUUCACAUGCAAGACCACAAAGCGAAGAAAUCAAGGAAACAAAUCUCUAUAUCACAAAUCUUCCACGAACGAUAACUGAUGAGCAGUUGGAUAUUAUUUUCGGCAAAUACGGCACGAUAGUGCAAAAAAACAUUCUUAGGGAUAAACUAACUGGUUAUCCGAGAGGUGUUGCAUUCGUUCGGUACAAUAAGCGGGAAGAAGCACAGGAAGCGAUAUCAGCCCUAAAUAAUGUAAUACCACAAGGUGGCACACAACCACUAAAUGUCCGAGUGGCAGAGGAUCAUGGGCGAGCUAAGGCUGCUCUCUACGUUCCUUCGUAUAAUUCAAUCGUACACAACAAUCGAGCUGACGGAUUGGACUUUAACAACCGGACAAAAAUCGACGCUUAUCCAUACUGAUAUUUAAGCAAUUCCUCCACGACAAACCGCAAUGGAAUAUAACGACAGAUCAAGCGGGCUCUUGAAAUCACACCAUUCGUUGAUUUUUUACUAGCUUUACACUUACAGAAAAAAUGUACCAGAAACGAUGACUAGUGUUCCUUGGUAUAGUAAGUCAAAAUUAUGACAGUUCAUCCACUGAUACCCCAAAAGUUGAACAAUUGUAUGCAACAAACAAAAGCAGUAAUUAUUGUUUGCUUUUACAUGGAAUGAAAGUAAAUCGCUACUCAGCAAGUAAUAUCGAAUCAAAUUAAGUGCACUCACUUUAGCACAGAGUGUUAAGUUAAACAGGUUAUUUCAAACGUUAAUAGAGUUUUCUAAUUAUCAAAAGAUUACGAUUUCCAACCAGCAUCUUAACUUUAACGGUUUUCUCUCGUAAGUAGUUCUUUAAUAGUUCUCGCAAAAUAAAAAAAAUGUAUACAACAAGCGCUUCCUCCAUCGAAUGAGACAUAUUGUUGCUUGCCCCAUUAUGCUUUCAUAGCAAAAUGUGACAUCUUUCUUUGAAAUAAAGCCGUAGUAAUACAGAUUUUUGGUUAAUCUUGCUAGUAUCAAACUAAUGGAUCAGUCCCAUUCACUGCACUGCGUUUCACCGUCACGCUUGUAACUUUGCUAGGUUGAUAUCAUGUAAUAUAGCUUUCCAAAUCAAUUGUAAUUUGACCAGUACGCAAAUGGAAGUGACUGUACUAUUAUUCGCAUACAAUGUAAAUUUUUAGAUAUUAGGACAAGAAUUAUCAUACCUCACCAUUUCUUCCUCCUCUCCUACUACAGAUGAAAAACAAAGUAGCAAGCAAAACAAAAACAAUAUAGUUGAUAUAGCGGAAACUCAGAGCCUACAUGUCUUAAAUAAAGUUCUUUAAUCAAAGAAAAGUCGAAUCAGAGUCUGAAGGCAUAUAUGGAAAACGUACACUCGAAGAGAAAAUCGGCCCUAUUAUUAAUAACUGUAUUGAGAAAUUUACGUGUCUUGUAUUUCAAAAUCUUAUAUAAAAGAGCUGCAUAAUAUAUUUAUAAAUUUAAGCGUUUCUUGCCACAUUAACUCCCAUAUAUUCCUAUUUAUAAAGUAUUUGAAAUGCAAGCAAGUUGAUGAGAAGAUAAGGCAACACUCAAAAAUGAAACACAAACGUUAUUUGCUGGAGUGCGAUUGAGCUUGGUGAGUAUCAUGAGUUGUCACAGAGUAUAGAUAUGUUUUAAAAAAAAAAAUACACUGCCAACAUGUUUUGCUUGCAGACAUUAUUGUUACAAUAUAAACAAAAAAGAUCUGCUGUUUAACAGAUUGCAUAGUUCAAGCAGUUUACGACUCAUGGUUUGUAGUACUAAAUAUAUCCGAGCAUACUAACUCCAUGGAGAGAGCAUACUUCAAAUAGUAGCGAAGUUUAGGCCUUUGUUUGCGGUAUGCUAUAUAAUCCAUAUUUCCUAAUAUUCUAUUAAAUCAAGGAUUAGAAAUAUGUUGAUCACUUAUUCCUGUUAACAGGGGGUAACGCAAAGUCUAUAAUAUCCAGAAACUCUGAAAACAUACUUGUGAAACAACAAAGGCUACUACAUCGAAAUGUUCGGGUUUUUGUAACCAUUAUAACAUUGAUUCUGGAAUGCUAAGACGUAGUCCGGGAUUAAAAGAAGUUCGAGUACGACAAAUUGUUUUCGGAUCUUCUGACGUCCUCAUUGUACGCCUUGUGCAUCAUAAAUGCCUUGGACUGUAUGACGCAUAUCACGGUGUUCCUAAAACCGUUAUUAACUAAAAAAUGACCAUAAAUUUGGCAUACGGUAUUCGAAAGAUGCAGUAUCCAAGCAUCUUCUCAGUGAAUUUCAAAAUUAUCCAUCGAGGGAUUCGAGAGAUAUGGCGAUUUGAAGUUUUAUGAUACGUUUCAUAAGGCUACCAGCAAACACCCACGGGUUUGGUCCAAUCUCUAUAAACAAAAAAAUAUUUGUCUACUUAUUUAGUACAUGGCAUUCGAAAGAUAUAGUAAUCAAGUAUAUUCCUUGCAAGUUUGAAAAUAUUUCAUUGACGGAAUCGAAAGUUAUAACGGUUUGGAUGUAGUAUGCGGUCAUAGAUGGGUUUUCUACCAGAUUUCAAGCGUGAAUCCAUGUUGGUCCAUUGACUAUUUAGAUCGUUUAUACGUGUCGCGAUUUUUGAAGGAAACCCUUACCAUUUUACUACAUAGAUAUAAUGUACAAAUGGUGUUAUUAAUAUGGUGCACUGAAAAAAUAUGAAAAUAGGGUUGUCUACCAAACGUUAAAUAUAAUGUGUAAUUUAAAAAAAAAUAAAUGAAAGUUGGAAUGUUUACUUCAAAAGGCCAUAUCUCAAUGGUAUGUUGAAUGAUUCUAAUUAUUUUUUCAUUAUUGAACAGGUAGACGUUUCAUCGUUUAUUUUCAUCAAGAAGAAUAUAAAAUAGAGUUUGCUACUUCAAACAAUAGACAACUUAAUUAUCCUCAACUAUAUGUAUUAUCACUAUUUAGUAAAUAUCUUUAUAUUCAAAACGACGACCUAUCAAUUUCUAUACAUUAGUUGAAUGCAACGAACGCAAACUACAAAUCAUGGAAAAAUAAAACCAUAAAUUCAUUACAUAUAUUCAACAAUAUGAAGGUAUUUGCUGAUUCAAAUCAAUUUAUGUUAUGAUACGGUUUUUGUUGGAAAUUUUGUACAAUCGUGAUUCGCUGGUUGGAUUGACAGAUGUUAAAACUGGGGGAUGUUAUUAGCAGGGGGAUCAAAUGGGAUGUUAUUAGUACAAGUUCAUCUGCUCAUAUCUCUAACUAUUGUCAGUUUUAUUGUCGAAUUGAAUUUAACAUGAGAAUUUGACAUUCAGACGACAAUGGACCAACUAGCGGAGGUCCAACUAAAAAGCGGCUCCUGUUAAAAAUUGAGCGACCAGCGAAUCACGACUGUGUUAGUUUUAACAUUUCAUAUAUCCAUAAUUUGUAGUAAACAGCAAUUGCAAUCAACUAGUAUAUAAAAAUUGAUAGGCCGCUAUUUUUAAUACAAAAAUAAUCACUAAAUAAUUAUAAUACAUAUAGUUGAGACCAAUUAUAUUGUUUAUGUAGGCAACUAUAUUUUAUAUUCUCCUUGAUGAAAAUUAACGAUGAAACGUCUAUCUGUUCAAUAAUGAAAAAAUAAUUAGAAUCAGUCAACAUACCAUUGAGAUAUGGCCUUUUGAAGUAAACAUUCCAACUUUCAUCUAUUUUUUUUUAAUUUACACAUUAUAUUUAACGUUUGGUAGACAACCCUAUUUUCAUAUUUUUUCAGUGCGCCAUAUAAAUAACACCAUUUGUACAUUAUAUUUAUGUAAUUAAAUCGCAAGGGUUUCCUUUAAAAAUCGCGACAUGUAUAACCGAUCUAAAUAGUCAAUGGACCAACAUGGAUUCACGCUUGAAGUCUGGUAGAAAACCCAUCUAUGACCGCAUACCACAUCCAAACCGUUAUAACUUUCGAUUCCGUCAAUGAAAUAUUUUCAAACUUGCAAGGAAUAUACUUGAUUACUAUAUCUUUCGAAUGCCAUUUACUAAAUAAGUAGACAAAUAUUUUUUUGUUUAUAGAGAUUGGACCAAACCCGUGGGUGUUUGCUGGUAGCCUUAUGAAACGUAUCAUAAAACUUCAAAUCGCCAUAUCUCUCGAAUCCCUCGAUGGAUCAUUUUGAAAUUCACUGAGAAGAUGCUUGGAUACUGUAUCUUUCGAAUGCCGUAUGCCAAAUUUAUGAUCAUUUUUUUAGUUAAUAACGGUUUUAGGAACACCGUGAUAUAUUUUUUAAACUUUAUAAUCUGUUGUAAUUCUUGGACCUUGGAAGUUGUGACACGGUGCGGUUUAUCCAAACAGUCAUUGGAAUUAUCACUCUCUAACGUGAUUAGGGAAAAGGGCAUGUUUAUAUUUUCCGAAUAAAAUGAUUUGUGUCCCUACGAAUAUCAUAAAAAUCACCUUUUCAUCCAAAAUAAGAAAAAGUCUUGACGUAUUUUUAACUCUUUUCGUGGAAAUAAACAGAAGUCAGAAAAUAAUAUUAAGAAGCGAACAUUUUUGGCACAUGCGUGUUGCACAUAGGGACUAUUUCUAAAUUACGUAACGCAAAAAUUGCCCAAAAUUGUCUCCCCUCUCCCCCCAUGUCACAAAUUGCUCUAUUGCAUAACAAAUUCUUCAAAAAAAAAUUUCUUCGAUAGAAACAUGUUACGUAACGUUCUAGCUUGCUACCCCUCUUCCUUAUGUCACAAUUUGUCGUACCCCCUCCCCUCUUAAAUGCGUUACGUAAGUUAUGAAUGGUCCCAUAGUCAAUCCGCCAACCAGAAAAAGUAGAAAGUGUUAGAAUGAUACAGUGAAGACCCGAUUUUAGCAGCCCCCGUAUUUGUCUGCCCCCUGUUUUAUCAGCUUUUUGACCCGAUUUUGUCAGCCUCAUAUGAAAAUAGAUAGUUGGUAGUUUGAUGGGCUCUAGCAGACGAACCAGGUUGAAUUCGAGUAAAUCGUUUCUUGAGCAUAUUUUUCUAAUAUUAGAGAUCCAAAAUAUGCAAAAAUAAAAUUAUUUUAUUUUUUAAAUUUUGCACUGUCAAAGCCCCUUGAGGGAAAUUUGAACGAAAUAAUCAGAAAGGGUCAUGAGGCUAUAUCUAGGAACUAAAGAAAAAUAAUUUAAGAGCUUUGGUUUAUUAAAAAUAAAGGAAAAUAUUAAUACCGACUUUGUCAAUGACCCCGUUUUAUUAGCCUAAAAUUCACCAAGGGGCUGAUAAAACCGGUUUUCACUGUACAUUAAAUCUCAUAAUAGUGAAAAUUACGAUGCCUGCUACCAGACAUAAACGCAGCACAGCAUUGGAACUGAUUCAAAAUAUAAAAAAAACACUUUACAUUUUACACAACGAAGAACAACAGUAAACCCUGCAUACUGUAGUUAAAGCUGGACAUUCGAUACGGAACAAAAUAUGAUCUUAGAAGCACAGUGCAUAUUAUUUGACUACCAUAACAUUUAUAUGAAGUGACCCAACAUUGUAAACCUCAAAAUUUGACGAUACUUUAUUUUACAUUCAUUUUAGAAUUUGUUCAAUUAUCAGUAUAUACUACGAGACUGAAAUCUCAAUUGCUAUAAAUGGAAUUUUUGCAUGUAGCAAAAAUACUUUUGUACUUUAUUUAGUUUUAUAUUUAAAACAAACAAAAUUCAAUUGUUCGUUAUUCACAUAGAAGCGAGUUAUUAUUUGAUAUCAUAGGAAUAAAUGUACAUACCGUGUAAAAAUAGGUAUCACCAAAUUUCAAGGUCUAUGAAUACUUUUUGGAGUUGUGUGGAUGUAACAAAAAGACUAGUAACGAUGCGGGCGUAACUGUGUAGCGAACUACUUAGCCUAAAACGGUUUUAGUCUUUCAAAUUUUUUUAAUAGUCUCUAUAGCGUAGGGAGACAUUGCAACAAAAUACUAUAUUUGUACUAGCCUUAUUUUACUUGACCAAAUCAUUCCUUCCGUUUGGUUCAUUGUUGUUCUAAUGGAUACAGGUGUUCAACAGAUAGUGAAACUAAGUAAACCCUAAAAGUGAAUGAAAUGUUAAAUCUAGAGAUUAGCUGUGAUUUCGGGUUGUGUCAACCAUAGAACACAAAAUAAUUCUAUAAAUGGAGGUACACGAAAGGAAUUUGUAAUUAUAUUUACCAGUAAUAUCAUUAAAUACAAAAUUAAGAGAAGGAAGGAUAACGUACUACGAAAGACAAAACGAAACCAUUUCCAUUAGUGAUCGCGUGCGAAUUAUUACACAGUAGCUGUUUGAUUUGAUAACUAUUCAGAACUUUUAUUAUGGAAUCAAUUAUAUAUGCCUAUUGUAUAAUACAUUUGUGAAUUCGUGCAGGCUAAUCUGUUUUGGCCUUUGUGAGUUUUGUGAAGAAAAAAUAAUGUAAGUUUUGUGGAGAAAAAAUAAAAAAAACUAAAGAAG
Molecule: messenger RNA, 7065 nt
Organism: Topomyia yanbarensis
Lineage: Eukaryota; Metazoa; Arthropoda; Insecta; Diptera; Culicidae
Product: protein sex-lethal-like
Exons: 7
Coding region: 278-1153 (291 amino acids)
Cellular component (GO): cytosol; ribonucleoprotein complex
Molecular function (GO): mRNA binding
Source: RefSeq, a predicted model, not a curated record